AAGGCCGGCGAAGGGGAGCCGGCGUCGUCUUUCCAGAGCCGCCUGUGGAGGAGCCUGCAGCUGGGGGGCAAAGGCAAAGGCAGCAGCAAAGCGGGAGCCGAACGCCGCAGUGCGGACACCUCGCCGUCGCUUCCGCGGAGUCGCGCCGCGGAGCAGCCGGCCAAGGCGGACUUGUUGGCAGGGGGCGUCGUCGUCGGCUCCAGGUGGGGCGGCUUGAGGCGUCGAAAACACGUGCUGGACCGCGUCUUCUCGUCCUCUCAGCCCAACUUGUGCUGCUCCUCGGCAGAGCCCCUGGAGGGCGUGAGCGCCGAGGCCGGCUCUGCUCUGCGCCGCCUUCGCGAGCAUCUCCUUCACCACCCUCAGGGCAAAGGGGGACAGCAGCAACAGCAGCACGGCCGGGGGGCUGACGACCCGCCCGCCUCUCCUUCCUCGACCUCUUCGGCGGCUGCCCCCGAAAAGGAACGGGUAGUAGGCGGAGAUGGAGCCCUCAAAGCCGAGGCGCCGGAGAAGCCUCCACAGCCGCCCCGACUCGGAGCUCACCUGUCCCAUCAGAAGAGCUCUUCUCUGCCCGGCAACACCACCUGCCUGGAGCAGUUGCUUCAAGACGCGCCCGCCAAGGGCAAAGCCAAAGGACCGGAGGGCAGCAGCAGCCCGUCAGGAAGCCCUCGUUCUUCGAAGCUAUUACAGGUAAACUCUUCUCUCAGUGGUGAUGAUAGUUUUCAUAAAGGAGAACCCGCUGAACAAAUGGUCAUUGUAGAAGAAACAAUUGCUUGUGCUGAAAAGUCUUUUGUACUUUUGACUGAAGGCCAGUAUUUAUUUAAAAAUGAUUUAGAUACAAAACUGAUUAUCAUGACAGGAAAGGAUACAAAUGUAGAUUUCAGAAAUGAAUUCUCAGACUUAGUAUAUGACUCUUUAAUAGAAGAAGUAUCUAAUACUUUGCUUAUAGUAAUAAGGCAUGCAUUGCUGACUCUAGAAACUUACUUGAUUUAUAGAGUUGUCAGUAUACAGAGAUUUGGGACAAGUAAUGUAGAAUUACCACCUGCUGAACCAGGAAUGUACCAGUUGGAUAUUACAUUAAGACGAGGUACUAAUUUAGCAGCUCGUGAUCGAAGAGGAACAAGUGAUCCAUAUGUCAAAUUUAAACUUGGCGGAAAAGAAAUCUUUAGAAGUAAAACAAUCAGUAAGAAUCUUAAUCCUGUAUGGGAGGAAAGAACUUCCAUUCUUAUUGAACACUUAAGGGAACAAUUAUAUAUAAAGGUUUUUGAUUAUGAUUUUGGACUUCAAGAUGAUUUCAUGGGGUCAGCUUUUUUGGACCUGAAUUCCCUAGAACAAAAUAGGCCUAUUGAUGUUACAUUGAGUCUGAAGGACUCACAUUAUCCUGACCAAGAUCUUGGGACUAUACUGUUAACUGUGUUGCUCACCCCAAAAGAACAGCAGAGGGAAGGGACAAUGCUAAUGAGGAAGAGUUGGAAAAGAACAAGUAAGUUUCAGACCCAGAGUAUACGUCUAUCGGACUUUCACAAAAAAGCUCAGCUAUGGAGAGGAAUAGUCAGUAUCACUUUAAUUGAAGGUCGUGGACUCAAAGCCAUGGACUCAAAUGGGCUGAGUGAUCCCUAUGUGAAAUUUCGGCUGGGACAUCAGAAGUACAAGAGUAAGAUAAUGUCAAAAACUUUGAAUCCCAGGUGGAGGGAACAAUUUGACUUACAUCUUUAUGAAGAACGAGGAGGAAUUAUUGAUAUUACAGUAUGGGACAGAGAUGCGGGCAAAAAGGAUGAUUUUAUUGGCAGGUGCCAAAUUGACCUGUCAACUCUAAGCAAAGAGCAUACUCAUAAGCUAGAGCUGCCUCUGGAAGAAGGUGAAGGGCAUCUGAUAUUGCUGGUUACAUUGACUGCUUCAGCUGCGGUAACCAUCUCUGACUUCUCAAUGAAUGUCUUAGAAGAUCCAAAGGAACAGAAAGAAAUCCUAAAAAGAUAUAACCUAAUGCAGAUGUUUCAAAACAUAAAGGAUGUGGGAUUUCUCCAGGUAAAGGUCAUCAGAGCAGAAGGUUUGAUGGCAGCUGAUGUUACAGGUAAAAGUGAUCCAUUUUGUGUAAUUGAAUUGAACAAUGAUAGAUUGUUGACCCACACAAUAUACAAGAACCUUAAUCCUGAGUGGAACAAAAUCUUCACUUUCAAUAUUAAAGAUAUCCACUCAGUUCUUGAAGUGACAGUUUACGAUGAAGAUCGUGAUCGGAGUGCGGACUUCCUAGGCAAAGUGGUUAUUCCAUUAUUGUAUAUUCAAAAUGGUGAACAGAAAGCCUACGUUUUGAAAAACAAGCAGCUGACAGGGCCAACAAAGGGGGUCAUCUAUCUUGAAAUGGAUGUGAUUUUUAAUGCUGUGAAAGCCAGCAUCCAAACACUAAUGCCCAAAGAACAGAAAUAUAUUGAAGAAGAAAACAGACUAUCUAAACAGCUUCUUCUAAGGAACUUUAUGCGUGUGAAACAUUGCAUCAUGGUCAUUAUAAAUGCUGCCUAUUUUAUAAAUGGUUGCUUUGAGUGGGAGUCACCACCAAGAAGUUUGGCUGCUUUUGUGCUUUUCCUUAUUGUAACAUGGAAUUUUGAGCUGUUCAUGAUUCCACUGAUCUUGUUGCUGCUGUUGGUGUGGAAUUACCUCUUGGUCAUAUCAGGAAAGGAUAAUCGGCCACAUGAUACUGUAGUGGAGGACAUGUUAGAGGACGAGGAAGAAGAGGAUGACAGAGAUGACAAGGACAGUGAGAAGAAAGGGUUUAUCAAUAAACUCUAUGCCAUUCAGGAAGUGUGCAUAAGUUUUCAGAACAUCCUUGAUGAGGUGGCCUCUCUUGGAGAAAGGAUUAAAAAUAUAAUCAACUGGACUAUUCCAUUCUUAAGCUGGCUGGCCAUUGUUGCUCUGUGUGUGUUUACAGUCAUCCUGUAUUUCAUUCCACUGAGAUACAUUGUCCUUGUCUGGGGCAUCAACAAAUUUACAAAGAAACUCCGAAGUCCAUAUGCGAUUGAUAACAACGAACUACUUGAUUUUCUUUCCAGAGUCCCUUCAGAUGUGCAAAUGGUGCAAUAUCAAGAAUUGAAACAAGAGCUUUCUCACAGCCCAAGUAAGAGGAAGAAAAACAACCUUAAUUAG
Molecule: messenger RNA, 3135 nt
Organism: Thamnophis elegans (Western terrestrial garter snake)
Lineage: Eukaryota; Metazoa; Chordata; Lepidosauria; Squamata; Natricidae
Gene: MCTP1
Product: multiple C2 and transmembrane domain containing 1
Exons: 23
Biological process (GO): regulation of neurotransmitter secretion
Cellular component (GO): synaptic vesicle membrane
Molecular function (GO): calcium ion binding
Source: RefSeq, a predicted model, not a curated record